Molecule: messenger RNA, 606 nt
Organism: Acanthosepion pharaonis
Lineage: Eukaryota; Metazoa; Mollusca; Cephalopoda; Sepiida; Sepiidae
Source: the annotation of a GenBank genome assembly
AUGCUAACAGACUUUUCUGUAACAUUUCUUGCUUGUGGAACUCUCUUCCGGUUUUAUUCUAUCUAUCUAUCUAUCUAUCUAUGUUAUUAUUAUUAUUAUUAUUAUUGGUCUUCACCUGGCAUCUCGAUCUUUCAGCUCUUCCCCCAAUUCCUAACCCACAGAUAUCCAGUUCUUCCUCUACCCUCUAAGCCUCAGAUCACCCCGUUUUUCCCUCUCCUCACCCUCAGAUCUUCCAAUACUUCCCCUACCCUAAUUUUCAGAUCCCCCAGUUCUUCCUCUCCCCCUAACCAUCAGAUGUCACCUUUUUCCCUCACCUCGUCACUCUCAGAUCUUCCAAUACUUCACUCACUCCCUACUCCUCAGAUCUCGCCAUUUUUCCUCUGCCUCCCCUCCUCUCUGAUCUUCCAGCUCUUCCCCCCUCUCCCUAACAAUCAGAUCUUCCGGUUCUUCCCCAACCCUCAGAUCUACCAGUUUUUGCCUCCUAGUAACCCUCAGAUCUUUCAAUUCUUCCUCCCACCCCAACCCUCAGAUCUUCCAGCUCUUCCCCGACAUCUAACCCUCAGAUCUCCUAGUUCUUCCCCGACCACUAAUCCUCAGAUAUCCUAG